Molecule: messenger RNA, 726 nt
Organism: Megachile rotundata (alfalfa leafcutting bee)
Lineage: Eukaryota; Metazoa; Arthropoda; Insecta; Hymenoptera; Megachilidae
Molecular function (GO): catalytic activity
Source: RefSeq, a predicted model, not a curated record
AUGAAUGCAGCGUUGAGAGAAAUAAUUUUGAGAAAAUGUAGGAAGACAUUUAAACCUGUUCAGUCGUACGAUGAAGAGGAAGAAUGGGAAGAAGGCGAAGGAUUAAUUGAUUUUGAUAAAGAAGAAUCGAUAGAGGAAUUACCUCUAGAAGAUAUUUUAGCGGAGAAACGUCGUAAAUAUACUGUCAGAGACGAAUUUAUUUCUUUGCUUUACAAUGACUUGCUACAGUUUUUCAUAAAAGAAUGGGAUGGAAAAAUUUUGAGAAAGAAACCUAAGAAGAGGGUUGAUCAAUCUCCGAAUACAUCGUCUGAAGGGGAGGAGGAUUUUGAAGAGUAUUUAACUGAAUCAAACAAUAAUGACACUGAUUUUGUAGAGCAAGAUGAAGAGACGUCUAAAUCGAGUUCUAGCAUGUUUUGGAAAGUUACAGUCCCGGAUGAAUUUGCAAAUAUUAGGUUCAUUAGUAAUAGCACCUAUAGUGGUCGCAUUAGUAGGAGAAUGAUGGAAGGAAAAGGGGUUUAUAGAUGGCCCAAUGGUGCCCAAUACAAAGGAGAUUUCGAGCAAAAUCGUAUGCAUGGAAAAGGUUUGCUAGAAUGGAACAGUGAUUGCUGGUACGAAGGUGAAUUUGCAAAUGGUUAUCGACAUGGCAGAGGAAUUAUGGUGGAUGGAGAAAAUCGUUACAUGUACACAGGGAAAUGGAACAUGGGUUUGAGACACGGUAAAGGGUAA